Chelmon rostratus (copperband butterflyfish) is the source of this 2239-nucleotide messenger RNA. It is a transcript of the gene btc, whose product is annotated as betacellulin, epidermal growth factor family member. The transcript is spliced from 5 exons. Lineage: Eukaryota; Metazoa; Chordata; Actinopteri; Chaetodontiformes; Chaetodontidae. The record is from RefSeq and is a predicted model, not a curated record. Bases 670 to 1221 code for a protein of 183 amino acids. Gene Ontology annotation, biological process: epidermal growth factor receptor signaling pathway; positive regulation of cell population proliferation; positive regulation of mitotic nuclear division.
ACCAUUUUCACAUUGAAAUUUCCUUCAGCUGAUUCAUACUCUGCUGGAGUCAGUCUAGACCAACAAGAGGUCCAGAUGUUGCGGCUGUGCGUUUUAGUUCUGCAAAACUCAGGUCAGAUAUUAACACAUUCCUCCAAAAGACAACAUGAUGUUAAAUAGAAAUGGACCCAAAAAGGCUUUGCUGGUAAACUGGCUGUUGUUUACUGUCAAUCAGUGUCCCGCCUGUCAUUUAGAGGAAAGUCAGAUAUAAAGGCGCGGUUGUUCUUUGACGAGGAAAUAACCUGAAUAGCUUGAAUGGAGUCGCACUCUCCUUUAAAGGUGUGGGCGGGGAGCAGAGAGCAGAGUCGGGUUACAGAGCCAACCCCUUUUUCUAUUCUCACACACACACACACACACACACUGCAGAGCAGUCCAGUCACAGUCUCGUAAGGCACUUUGGGCUGUGUGUGCGCUCAGGUUGUAGUUUCAAGCUUUCCUGGGAUGACUAUGAGACUAACUGCCAUCAAUGAAGGACUACAAAACGACACGCCACUGGGGAACCUGCACAGCUCGUCCACACCUUUUCCAAAGGUCACUGACCUCUGAGAAAGGGUUGAUCCAGUUUCACUCCUCUUUGUCAAUGACACCGAACUUUUGUGUAUCGGAUGAGCACUUUUAUCAAGUGAGGAGAUGGCCAAAGUGUACAGACUCUAUGUAGGAAUAGUAACAGCUCUGGCCUUAUGCAAAUACUCCCUGGCAGAAUGGAAUGCCACAGACGAGUCUGCCAAUCCGACUGUGCCCCACUGUCAUCCCCAUGGCAACAGAGACAAUUGCACAGCAGACACGACAGAUGCCGGCCACUACUCGAAAUGUCCUGAGGAACUAGCCAACUAUUGUGUCCACGGGGAGUGUCGUUACGUUGAAGAACAGCAGGCACCGUCUUGCAGGUGUCAGCAGGGUUACAUUGGCUCCAGGUGUGAAUAUCUGGACCUGGACUGGCGGAUAGGAGAGAAACACCAAAUCAUAAUUGCCUGCAUUGCAGGGCUCGUUUUCCUCGUUCUUCUCAUUGUAUUCAUCUGCAUUUGUUCACAUCGUAGAUGCAGACUGUGCUGGCGGAGGAGAAGACGGCGGAGGGAAGAGCCGAGGAACGGGACAGAGAAGCUCAGCAUGAUGGACACCGGUGCAACACAAACACCCUUAACUGAAGACUCAACAGAGCCACCACACACCAAUGCUGUAUGAGCAGUGUGUGUGAGGAUGUGUGCGACUACAGAGAGCUUGUUUAGACGCGAGGGAUUUUGUCCUUCAUGUGACAGCUGCUGCCUUUUGUCUCACAGCGUGCUGUUGAAGGUCCCUCUGGACUGAACAGGACUGGGGCCCUGCUCGCAGGAAGGACUUUUCUGGAUAGAGGCUGUCAGCUCAGGGAGGAGUUUUGACCCUACCUAAAGAUCAGUCUUGUCUGAAACUUUGAUGAAGCAUCAGAACACAGAUGAUGCCAUCCUGGAUUUACAAUUAACACAAGAUGAGUGUUCAGCUGGUUGUAUGCUGGCACGGACGCCUUUUCCAAGUGGCAUGGAGCCACAGCCGCUUGUAACCUUUUCACUUUGCACUGCUGACUGCACGGUGCUAAAUAAAUUGUUGCUGUGUUGGAAAAAGCUGUGACACCAGCUGGCAGCCGGUAAUAACGGUUGAUCAGGUAAUUGGUCUGCUUGGGACACUCUGAAAAAUGAGAGGAGAGGGACUGUGUGAAGAUACUGCACUCCAUGUUCUCUUUGGGCAAAUCCUGUCACAUGAAUAGAUCAUUAAAUGCAUAGAAAUAAUCAAUAUUACUGUUUGAGUGUGAUGCAUCUUUGUGUCAUAUUGUUUCUGCUUUGUUUGGUAUUGAUAUUUCACAAUCCACAUCACAAAAUCAAACAGUUUGCAUCAUUUAUUUCUCUAUCUACUCACACAUGUAAAUUUACGCAGAAUAUUGUUACUUAUCAACACAAGAAAUGCAAGAAAAGCCUUCCAGAAGGUUGCAGUUCUGAACCCCGGUUCGGAGGACAAGGAGAACUUGUGCUGGAGGCUCUUUUGAACUGUAUAUUUGGAGCCGAGCAGCCUCCGAGCUGCAGAGGCAGAACAGCCGAGCCUGUGUGCAGAGGCCUGAAAGUGCUCCACUGUACGAGACAGUUUCCAAACUGCCAGCCUUUCACUGGCUUUUUAAUGUGUAUCUGUAUGUGUGCUAACUCUGCAUCUAAAAGUAGGAUGAAGGUAGUGAGGA